GAUACUUGUUUCGUAAAGAAAUGAAAGCAACCCACAGAGAGCAGAAGCACAGUGUAUCCGACACAUGGCUGAAGCGGUGCACCUGCUUGUGAAGGAUUUAUCGCAACCGCUGUAAGCGCAUCUACUGGAGCGAUCGCAUCUCCCGUUCUCCGCAGUGUAAACGGCUUGGGAUGGCCGCCCUUUCUCUGUGUAUCGUUCUGUGUGUGCUGUUGGUGGCUGCAGCGUUUGGGCCGGUGCCAAGGAUCAAGUGGGAGCAUAAAGAUGUUCAUUUAACACAUUUUCACAUGGACGGCAUUUUCAACUAUUCUACUUUAUUGCUGAGCGAAGAUGAGGAUGUCCUGUAUAUUGGCGCAAGGGAAGUUGUCUUUGCUGUCAAUUCCCUCCGUAUCGCUGAGAAGAUGCAGGAGGUUUACUGGAAAGUCACGGAAGAAAAGAGUAAUGAGUGUGCUCGGAAGGGCAAAUCCAGACAGACUGAAUGCUUGAACUACAUUCGAGUGCUGCAGCCGUCCAGUGACAAGGCGCUGUAUGUAUGCGGAACCAAUGCCUUUCAGCCCACCUGUGACCUGCUGGAACUGAGUAGUUUCCAGUUCAUGGGUAAGAAUGAAGACGGCAAAGGAAGAUGCCCCUUUGAUCCAGCCCAAAGUUAUACAUCUGUGAUGGUUGAUGGCGAACUUUACUCUGCAACCUCCUACACCUUUUUGGGUAGCGAGCCAAUUAUUUUUAAACACUCCCAGCAAAGUCAGUUGAGAACAGAAUAUGCUGUACCUUGGCUUAAUGAACCCAGCUUUGUGUAUGCAGAUGUUAUCAGAGCGCCUCAAAACAACCCAGAUGGAGAGGAUGAUAAAGUUUAUUUCUUCUUCACUGAAGUAUCUGUGGAAUUUGACUUUCUAAGCAAGCUUCUGAUACCAAGGAUAGCAAGAGUGUGCAAGGGUGACCAGGGAGGAUUGAGGACAUUACAGAAGAAAUGGACCACGUUUCUCAAAGCCAAGCUCAUCUGCCACUCGCCAGAAAAUAAUUUCAUUUUCAAUGUGAUUAAUGACGUUUUCAUCCUGAAAUCUCCAAAUUUAAGAGAGCAAGUCAUCUAUGGAGUCUUUACCUCUCAUUUAAAUAACGUUGGCCUGUCAGCUGUGUGUGCAUACAAUGUCUCCACCGUGGAAGAUGUCUUUGCAAAAGGGAAGUACAUGCAGAGUGCUACUGUAGAGCAAUCGCAUACAAAGUGGGUGAGGUUUAAUGGAGAAGUUCCCAAGCCGCGGCCAGGAGCUUGCAUCAACAAUGAAGCCAGAGCAAUGAAUUACACCAGCUCCCUUAACCUCCCUGACAAGACGUUACAGUUUGUUAAGGAUCACCCUCUGAUAGAUGACUCUGUGACUCCAAUGGGCAAUAAACCCAAACUUGUGCUCCAGAAUGUUGUUUUAACACAGAUUGUGGUGGACCGGGUCACUGCCUUGGAUGGAAGUAUCUAUGAUGUCAUGUUUCUAAGUACAGAUAAUGGCAUGUUGCAUAAAGCUGUCAAUCAGGACUCUGAGAUGCGAAUAAUUGAGGAAAUUGUGUUAUUUCCCAAUCACGAGCCAGUCCAGACCUUACUGCUAUCCAGCAAGCAGGACAAGCACUAUAUAUAUGCCGGAUCCAAUGUGGGAGUGGUACAAUCCCCUGUUGCGUUCUGUGAAAAGUUUACAACUUGCGCGGAGUGUGUCUUGACAAGAGAUCCUUACUGUGCUUGGCACCCGUUGAAAAGCUCUUGCGUUAACAUCCUACAGGAGAACAACACUGACAGGGUUUUGAUACAAAUGCUAAAUGGAGAUAUCUCCCAGUGCCCAGAUCCUACUGAUAAAGGAACCCAGAUACACACUGUGAAGCCAGGAAGUAUGGUCGAAUUGAACUGCUCUCACAAGUCUAAACUGGCCUCUUUGGUUUGGAUGUUCAAUAAUCAAAGCCUGGUCAUUAAUCCUCCACGAUAUCACCUCUUGCAUAAAGGAGUAAUCAUCUCUAAUGUUACGGAGGUUGACACUGGCACAUACCAGUGCUUGUUUCAAGAAUCUGUAAUGGACACGGUGUAUUCCCAGGUAAUAGUCAGUCAUGUCGUUGAGCUGGAGAAGACCUCACCUCUGUUGUUAAGCACGACACAGCUGAUGAGUGUGACAGAAGGUGCUGUAGAUAUGACAGAGGCCUAUACGGUGGCUAUGGAUAUGUCUACCACUGAAGCAACAUCAACUACUCGGACCACAGCAACUGCUGCAAUAACAAAUGCUGUCAGUAAGAUGCUAACAACUUCAUCAGUAUCCCCUUUGACUGAGAUUUUGAGCUCUCUUCCUGAGGUUGGGGUUGGAAAGACCUUAUACUUGAAAGAAACAAGCGACUGCUCACUCCUCAUCUUCCCAGUCGUGUUAUUUUUUGUCUUGUUUCUUGGUCUGGUGAUGUACAAUUGCUACAGGGGUUUUCUGCCAGAUCAGUGUCUAAAAUAUCGCUCCACUUUGCAUCCUGGCAAUAAAAAACCCCCACCGGACUUUACGGACUGCGAGCAAGGUGUAAAUGAGACCCUGGUUAAAAAUGAGAACCAAUACGGCGAUGCACCAAAGACCCUUCGUGACACCGGUUACGAGACCGAGACGGACUGCGGCAACGGAAAUAUCCCUCAUAAAGAAGACGCAGAAAAAACGGAGCAGACUGAAAAGGACAAGCCGUUUGAUGUUAAAUGUGAUUUAAAGUAUGCAGACUCAGACGUAGACUGAAAGAGGCCUUUUAAGUUUAAAGACUUAUUUAAAAAUUAAACCUGCUGAGCCACCAUAAAAGGGCAGCCUUUAAAUCUGUCAAUUUCCUGUGUAGAAAAAAAUCCCAAGAAAUCCAUUGAGUGCCAGAGAUACAUUCCUUCGUGAUGUUCUUCUGUCUUUCA
Messenger RNA from Spea bombifrons (plains spadefoot toad), 2890 nucleotides. It is a transcript of the gene SEMA4D, whose product is annotated as semaphorin 4D. Gene Ontology annotation, molecular function: chemorepellent activity; semaphorin receptor binding. NCBI's taxonomy places the organism in Eukaryota, Metazoa, Chordata, Amphibia, Anura, Pelobatidae. The transcript is spliced from 14 exons. The record is from RefSeq and is a predicted model, not a curated record. Gene Ontology annotation, biological process: negative regulation of transcription by RNA polymerase II; ossification involved in bone maturation; negative regulation of axon extension involved in axon guidance. Bases 171 to 2729 code for a protein of 852 amino acids.